Messenger RNA from Capsaspora owczarzaki ATCC 30864, 4321 nucleotides. RefSeq lists its product as hypothetical. NCBI's taxonomy places the organism in Eukaryota, Filasterea, Ministeriida, Capsasporidae. The coding region runs from base 103 to 4206 and encodes 1367 amino acids. Gene Ontology annotation, molecular function: protein kinase binding; molecular adaptor activity. The transcript is spliced from 9 exons. The record is from RefSeq and is a predicted model, not a curated record. Gene Ontology annotation, cellular component: Atg1/ULK1 kinase complex; phagophore assembly site membrane; extrinsic component of membrane. Gene Ontology annotation, biological process: piecemeal microautophagy of the nucleus; reticulophagy; autophagosome assembly.
UUUUUGCAUAUUCAAUCUCGUCGUCGUCCCUACAAAGACUCACUCAACACUCCACUCACUCAACCACAAGGGCAACAAGCACAACGCCAAAAAAUCACACCGAUGUCGGUGCACGUCUUUUUCAUUGAGUGCGCGACGCCGUUCGCGUUCGACCUCGACAUCCAAUCCGCCACGGUCAAGACACUGAUGGAGGCAGUGUUUGAAUAUACGCGGAUUCCGGUCAACCAGCAGCUGCUCUUGGCGUCGGGCGACAGACCUCGCGUGCUCAGCUCCAAGGAGACAAUCUUGAGUCUGAGCAUCCACGGCUCUGAGCGUCACCCAAUCUACCUCAUCAGACUCGGCACUGAAAAUGGCACUGCCUUUCCGCCGCCUACUUUUCCGGCGGUCAAUUCGUCCAUCCAGGAGGCCCAGGAUGCUGUUGAUGCUGCUGCGCAGCUCGCCCCUCCGUCGACGUUUGGCGAAAUCUCGGAUCGGAUUCUGGGUCAGCAACGUCUGGCCAGCAUCCUCUUCAACGCGUGUGAUCAGCUGCGAUCAGUGUUUUUGCGGCUGGGCGAAGACGUUCGCUCGCACCAGAGCGGCUUGGAGGCCGUGUGGCAGUACAUUGGAUUGCAGCUCAAGAAACUGCAGCCGAGCAUUGUCCAGUUUGAAGAUGGGUAUAACAGUCAGCGAGACCGUCACCAAAAGCUGCUUGAUGCGCUCCCCGACGUCGUGCGGCUGCUGGAAAGCAUCUCCAUCCCUUCAACGAUGAUUCCCAGCAUUGACGCCUCGCCCUCGAAUUCCUUGCAGCUCCGGCAAUCCGCGCAGCAGGCUCGCACGUUGAUCGACUAUGUCGACAUGGAGCGAAUCAACCAAGUCUACGCCACCUGCCGGAACUCUCAGGGCACAUUCGAUGCAGAAGUCCAGAAAAUGAUGGCCUGGUGGCGCGAGUGCAACACGUUGCUGGGGACCCCGCCUGCACCGCUGUCAUCGCACCUCUCCAAAUUGAUGACAGAAGAAGAGCUAGAAAGCUUAUUUGACCAAUUGCGAUCGUUAAUUGCCGUGAUUCGACGAGACCACGGGAGCCAACCGUUAACAGACCCGAACGUGUCGGUUGUGGUUCAUGACAACAACAAAGAGCACCUGCGACAAAUGAUGGGCUACUUGGAGCACUUGCUGUCGGCUUACUCGGCCCUCAAGAACCUGCUGUUGGACCAACUUCCGGGCACUUGGGACUCUUUGCAGCGCGCCAACACCAUAAUGGACAUUCGAACGAAAAUCGACACGAUGCUCAAGUUCUUCCCGGAUGCGCGGGACAAGAAAUCGCUCAACUUUGCCAUUAUUCGAGGCACUUUUCUCAUUCCAGUGCCCUUUGGCCAGAAGUUGCUUGAAAUUUGCUUCCGUCGAGCGGUUGCCGAGCUGUACACACAGGCUCGUAGUGGCACACGGGAGCUUCUCGACAAGGUUCGGCGCGCCAUUGCCAAAGGCGUCAGCGACGCGGACGCGUCCAUUGUCCUUGAUGGAGCCCUGGGCUCCUCCUCUUCGGGGAGCUCCUCUGGCGAGCUAGAGCGCAGCAACACUGGUUUGGCUGCGACCCGCGACUUGGCUAGCAGCAGCGGCGCCGCAACCGCUCGAUCGACGCUGCAGCUGCGCGGCAAACAGUCGUCCGAUUCGAUGAAUCUGCUUUUGAUGCCAAUCAAAGGGUUUGAUCCAAACUUGCCCUUUGCCGAGAUGCUUCGUGACACCAACCAACUUGAGCUACCCGCGUUGGGCAAAGCCGAGUUUGAUCAGCUCCGCACCUUCUUCGUGGGGUGGGCUGAUACUCUCGCGUCGGGCAUACCGUCGUCCCCUCGCUCCAAGUCAUCGUUGUAUGUACGAAGUCUCGUUGAAACAGUCAUCCUCAAAGAUUUGGAUGCGCUUGUCGACCGGUAUGACGGCCUGAUUGCCGCCAUCGACACGGCCAUCAAGCGAAUUGAAACCGGAUCGAAAAUUGAGGUCCUGGACUCUGCGAAUGGCUUGAACACGAAUGAAGCCAAUGGACGAAUUCAAGAGCUUGAAGGGCAAGUGCGUCAGUUUACCCUCUUCCUCGCUGAAAUUCGUCGUCUUGGCGCGGUUGGUGGUGGUGGCGCGGCGCCGAGCAGUGGAUCAGCGUCCAUCGUGGCCGAAUCCGAGCUGCGCUCGCAGUUGCAAAGCGCAUCGGCGUUGGAAACGGGCUUGAGGGCGCAGCUGGCUGCCGCCAUUUCGGUGGAAACGGGCCUGCGCGUCCAACUGGCAACCUUCAUGUCGAACGAGUCCGACUUGAAAGCCCAGCUUGACACGGCGGCCACGACUGAAAAGGACGUGCGCGCCCAGCUCAUGGCCGCAGCGACGUUGGAGUCCGAGCUGCGCUCACAGUUGGCCGUUGCUGCCAAAACCGAGCAGGAGGUUCGCCGGCAGCUGAGCGUCGAUGCAGCCACAGAGGCGGAUUUGCGCGCUCAGAUUGCCGUCGCCGGUGCCACCGAAACGAGCUUGCGUGAGCAGAUGGCGAAGGCUGCGGAUGCCCAUCGGGAGAACAACGAUCGGAUGCUUGCCGACCUCCAAGAGCAGAGCCAGCAGAAAGCCGAGCUUCAGCAGGUGCUGGAGACGACCCAGUCCACUCUCUUGUCGACGCAGUCCGAUUGUCAGACGCUGCGCCAGGAACUCGAAAAUCUACGAAAGCAGCUGGACAGUGCGACGGCUGAUCGGCAUCAAGCGCAGCAGGAGCUGGCGGCACAGACCCAAACGGCAACCAAUGCUGCCUUAGAGCAUAGUGCAGCGCUUGCCAGCCUCGGUGCUGCGCAUGAGGCUGCGUUAGCUCAAGUGCGAGCUGAGCACGAAGCGAUUGCUGCGCGAGGGCGUACGGUCCUCGGCAGCCUGAAUGCCGAAGUGGCCAACCUCAAGUCUAGUCUCGAUACGCAAGCGGAUCAAUAUAGCGCGCUUCAGGUUGCUCAUGUCGAGCUUACCUCGCGGUAUGAGCAAGUGUGGCGCGACAACACCACAGCGCAGCAGGCUCGCGACGCUGCCACAUCCGAGCUCGAGCAGCUGAAGAGUACGUUGGCCGCAAAAGCGGAUGAGAAUGCUCUGCUGCAGCAACAGCUUGCCGACGCCACUCGGCAGCUUGAUGCGCAAUCGGACACUGCUAAACUGCUGGCCCAAGAUCGCGAGGACUUGAACCAACGACUCGUUCGUGCGCAAGAAGAGCUGGCUGGACUCCAAGCUGCCGCACGCGUGCAAGAGGCCGCAGCGCUUGCGUUUGCAGACGAACGAAAAGCCAGUGGCGAGAAGGCCCAAAAGCUGCAAUCCCAAAUUGUGGAGUUGCAGCAAGCGCAGCAGGCAACCGCUAUGGAGAUGGUCGCCGCGAAAACCAAGGCAGACCAGCGCGUCCAGGCGCUUUCACAGGCCUUGGAGCAGUUGUUUGCGCUUGCGCAUGCCGAUCGCGAAGCCGGUGGCGAUGCUGCACCCUCUGCUCGGGUUCUCGAGGCAAGUGCCGUCAAGCAGCUUCCUGAGGCGCUGCAAACCACGCUUGGAGACCUGGAAGCCUGCAUCAUUCGCAUGCAGUCUGCCCUCGUCACAGACAAGACGCUGCUCGAUAAGGACCGCGAGCUCAUUUCGCAAUUGCGCCACCUCGUGCAAGGGAAGAAUUUGCAGCCCGACGACUUGGCGAAUCUCGCAAGCAUGGUGCGCGCGCUCGAGCCAGCAUUCACGCACAUUCAGCUUGUGGCACGUAGCGUCCUGCAACACUCUCCUGCUGAAAUUCCCUCCACUGGCUUGAAUGUCGCUCUCCCGACCUGCUCUGCUUCGGCACCCGUGGAAGAAGUUUUCCGGAACGUGGCUGCAUGGAGCGGGAUUCUGCAAAAAUUGAAUCUCGCCGUGCUUUCGGUCAAGACUGAUUCCAUUUUCCAGCAUUUGAACCAGAUGAUGGAGAAGGAAUCGGAAUCCUUCGCUCGUGGGGCAGACGUGAUUGCGGUGCAAAAUUUCAGCCCGGGAAGCGCAGUUGUUUGCUUCCCCAAUGCUGACAAAAGCAAGUGGUGUGUCUUGCAUCUCUCCGACGGCGUCUUUGUGCGAGAUUACUUUGUGUCGCAAGAGUGUUGCAGGGAGCUCAGACUCCAAGACACAUCGAAAAAGGAGCUUUACGCCGCUCGCGUGCUUGCCAUUCGGCCUAAGCCCGAUCCCAAGAAAACGGCGUACGAAGUUGAUAUCGAAGCUAUGUGAGCGAGCGAGAUGCUUCGUGCCUUGUGUUUGUAAUUAUUCGAUUUCAUGUUUCUAUCAUUCAUGUACACUGUGCCAAGCGGUACAUUUCUUUCUCUUUUGACUUUUUGUAUUCAUU